AUGACCGACUCCCCCUACACGCAACUGCCCACCUGGCCCAGCGCCUACCCGUCCACCGGCGCCACUGCCGUGCUGAAAAGCCUCAACGAAGACUUCAUCGUGACCGAGCUGCCGCUGCAGCUGCCUGGCGGCACGGGCGAGCAUGUGUGGCUCGAUGUCGAGAAGAACGGUGCCAACACCGCCUUCGUCGCGCAGCAGCUGGCCGCUGGCCGCCGGCGUGGCCGAACAAGGACGUGGGCUAUGCCGGCCUGA
Ostertagia ostertagi is the source of this 252-nucleotide messenger RNA. Lineage: Eukaryota; Metazoa; Nematoda; Chromadorea; Rhabditida; Trichostrongylidae. The record is from the annotation of a GenBank genome assembly.